AUGGCGACAAUUGAAGAUAUAAAGGAAACGGCGUUAAUCCCCUUCCAAAAGCACAGGCAACUUUCCAUGCAUGAAGCAGAAGUAAUAACUUUGGAGAUUAUAGGCCUAUUGUGUGAUUCAGAAUGUAAGGAUGAAAAGACACUUAAAUAUCUUAGUCGGUUUCUCACUCCCGAUAUGUAUCAAGAUUUAGUGGAUGAGAGGAAUCUUAACAAAAGAUGCGGAUAUCCCCUUUGUGGGAAAUCACCAGAAAGGAUACGUGAUCCUUUUUCAAUGAGUGACACCACUAAGAAAUUUUUGUUAGAAAAUAAUCCAUAUGCAUAUUUAUCACACUUUUGUAGCAAGUUUCACUUUAGGUGCUCCCAAUUUUAUCAAGUUCAACUAUCGGAUGAAGCUUUGUUUGCAAGAACUGGGGUUCAUUUAUUUGAAGAUCCUGAACAGGACAAGCACGAUAUAGACUUCAAGAUAACCUUGUUCGAGGAACUGUUAAGGGAGAAGGCGUCCGAAGAAGAUAUCAAAUCAUUGAUAUCAGGUCUUAAGAAAUUAGGAUUGAAUGCCGACGAUGAGAAUACAAAUAAAAACGAUACCGAGUUAGAAGACGACUUAUCGAAGUGGUUAGCACAAAUCAAGAUUGUUGAGAAUGAUAAUCCUAGCGUUUUAGGGGAUUUCACGAAGGAAGAUUGA
Saccharomyces kudriavzevii IFO 1802 is the source of this 681-nucleotide messenger RNA. RefSeq names its product RNA polymerase II subunit B1 CTD phosphatase RTR1 (gene RTR1). The record is from RefSeq and is a predicted model, not a curated record. The coding region runs from base 1 to 681 and encodes 226 amino acids. Gene Ontology annotation, molecular function: RNA polymerase core enzyme binding; RNA polymerase II CTD heptapeptide repeat phosphatase activity. Lineage: Eukaryota; Fungi; Ascomycota; Saccharomycetes; Saccharomycetales; Saccharomycetaceae. Gene Ontology annotation, cellular component: nucleus; cytoplasm. The transcript has a single exon.